AUGACACUCCGAAAAGGAGAGAAAAUGACCAUAAGUAUCCAGGAGCACAUGGCCAUUGACGUCUGCCCCGGCCCCAUCAAACCCAUCAAGCAGAUCUCCGACUAUUUCCCCCGCUUCCCCCGCGGGCUCCCCGCCGCCGUCGGCCGCAGCAGCAGCGCCCUGCGCCCCGCUCUCAGCCAGCCCUCGGUCAGCCCCAGCGAGGCACCCCGGGAGGAUGAGGAGGAUGUGGACCAGCUCUUCGGAGCGCACGGAACGACGCCCGCGGAGCAGCCGGCCAAGAGCCAAGCGCCCGAGGAGCUGGUGGACCCCGAGGGCUACGAGUCCGAUGAUUGCACCACGCUGGGGACGCUGGAUUUCAGUUUGCUCUACGACCAGGAGAACAACGCUCUCCACUGCACCAUCAACAAAGCCAAGGGCCUGAAGCCAAUGGACCACAAUGGUUUGGCUGAUCCUUAUGUCAAGCUGCACUUGCUCCCUGGAGCCAGUAAGGCAAACAAGCUGAGAACCAAAACGCUGAGGAACACCCUGAACCCCACCUGGAACGAGACCCUCACCUACUACGGCAUCACCGACGAGGACAUGAUCCGCAAGACGCUGCGGAUCUCGGUGUGUGACGAGGACAAAUUCCGCCACAACGAGUUCAUCGGGGAGACGCGCAUCCCGCUCAAGAAACUGAAACCCAACCAGACCAAAAACUUCAACAUCUGCCUGGAGAAGCAGCUGCCGAUAGAUAAAACAGAGGACAAGUCGCUGGAGGAGCGUGGCAGGAUCCUCAUCUCGCUCAAGUACAGCUCUCAGAAGCAGGGGCUGCAGGUGGGCAUCCUGCGCUGUGCCCACCUGGCUGCCAUGGAUGCCAACGGCUACUCCGACCCCUACGUCAAAAUAUACUUGAAACCAGAUGAGGACAAGAAAUCCAAGCACAAGACAGCAGUGAAGAAGAAAACGCUGAACCCCGAGUUCAAUGAGGAGUUUUUCUAUGAGAUAAAGCACGGUGACCUGGCCAAGAAGACUUUAGAAGUCACCGUGUGGGACUAUGAUAUCGGGAAAUCCAACGACUUCAUAGGCGGAGUCGUGUUAGGAAUUAAUGCCAAAGGGGAGCGGCUCAAGCACUGGUUCGACUGCCUGAAAAACAAGGACAAGAAAAUCGAGCGCUGGCACACGCUGACCAACGAGCUGCCGGGCGCCGUCCUCAGCGACUGAGCCCCGCAGGGUCCCA
This is a messenger RNA of Sturnus vulgaris (Common starling), 1216 nucleotides long. RefSeq names its product double C2 domain beta (gene DOC2B). The record is from RefSeq and is a predicted model, not a curated record. NCBI's taxonomy places the organism in Eukaryota, Metazoa, Chordata, Aves, Passeriformes, Sturnidae. Gene Ontology annotation, cellular component: membrane; synapse. Gene Ontology annotation, biological process: regulation of calcium ion-dependent exocytosis; exocytosis; spontaneous neurotransmitter secretion.